AUGGCGGAGCAACGGGCUAUUUCAAACUCUCCUCCAACACCCCCUUUGCGAGCGGCCGAUGCAGCACCUCCAACGACUACACCAGUUGUCCCCGCAAUGUCGCCCCAGGCUGCAGACUCAGUACUUGCGCCCCCAGAAUCUAAUCAAUCUCCCGAGACUGGCAUCGUAGGGGUGGCACUGGAAGCAGCUGUUCAGUCGCCAGAUGCAGUCGUUGAGGCCCAAGACGAGACGGAUGAUGAUGGUGACAGUUACCAAUCAGCAUCUGAAAGAGAUUCUAAGACCUCAACUACGCUGGCACCCACCAUUCGCCGGUAUACCUUUCCUAACGAUGAUGCUGAACAAGAACGGGAGGAUUUGAAGCACUCCAUGGUGGUCACUCUUUGCGGCGGGGCACUGCACAGUGCGCCCCUCAAGAAUCCUCAACAGAUCCUCGAUGUCGGUACCGGGACUGGCAUCUGGGCAAUUGACACUACGGUUACUGGCAUAGAUCUGAGCCCUAUUCAACCUCCAUAUGUCCCAACCAAUGUUGCUUUCAUCGUUGACGAUGCUGAAGCAGAAUGGUUGUACCCAGAAAACUCCCUUGAUUACGUUCAUGUGCGAAACAUGGGAGCUGCGAUCAAAGACUGGGAGAAAUUGCUUGCCGCCUUGAAGCCAGGAGGCUGGAUUGAACUCCAGGAGAUGAAGUGGAACUUCAAUUGCGACGAUGACACAAUGCCCUCAGACUAUGCUCUCACCAAGAUGAUGAAGCUUGUUUGGGAAGGUCUGGGAAAAUUCGGUAUCGAGGCAGAUGUUGCCGACGUCAACCCCAAACGCCUUGAGGACGCGGGCUUUGUCAAUCAAGUCGAGGAUGUUCAAAAGUUUCCCGUAGGCGAGUGGCCAAAGAGAGAAGACCUGAAAAUGAUUGGAGCAUACUGCAAAGCUGUUCUCUACGACGGCAUACAUGGGGUCACAGUUGGCCCACUUACACGAGGUCUAGGGUGGUCUGCCCAGGAAGUCGACAUCUUCUUGAUCGAUGUACGGAAGGAUCUCACGAAUACUGGUAUCCACUCGUAUGUGUUCUACCACUCUGUUGCGAGUCAAAAACCGAAGGAAAGUACCUCUUAA
Colletotrichum phormii is the source of this 1104-nucleotide messenger RNA. RefSeq names its product S-adenosyl-L-methionine-dependent methyltransferase. NCBI's taxonomy places the organism in Eukaryota, Fungi, Ascomycota, Sordariomycetes, Glomerellales, Glomerellaceae. Bases 1 to 1104 code for a protein of 367 amino acids. The transcript is spliced from 4 exons. The record is from RefSeq and is a predicted model, not a curated record.